GUGCUAUUUGUUUUGGACAACCAAAUAAAAGUAGUUACAGCCUUACAGGCCUUUUCUUGCCUUUGUGGCCAAAACAAUGAGCUUAUGAGCCUCAGCUAUUCUAUCUCAUCUCAUCAGACAUGACAAUUUAUGGUGAUCUUCAUUUGAUGAAGGCAUGUCUCGUCUUUCCAAAGAAAUGGGUGUGUUCAUUUAAAACAUGCACAGUAGUAAUAAACUAAUAAACCACUGUGUCUAGCAGUUACAUUAGCAAAAAAUCCCUUAGACACGAGGGUGGAAGGAGGGCCUCUAAGUUCUAAUCACUUGGCCAACCUUAAUUUUAGUAGUAUGAUGAUACAAAUUAGUAACAUAAUUUCACUCAAGAUUUAACAACUUAUCCUAUAAUAUAAUGAGCUAAAUAUGCCUAUCGUAACUAGAGAAUCAAUGAGAGGGGUUCGAUCCUCACCUUAAAUAAAUAAGAUCCCUAAUUUCCCCCUAAACAGUAUUAUUGACGUUUUUUCAAAACGGAAUAUUAAAAAAGUUCCUCACAUAGGUCUUCUUCCAAAAAAUUUCUUCUUUCUCUUACUACUUUUGUUGUACUUUCCUCAUUUGAAUAAAUAAAAAAAAAAAAAAAAAAAAAAAACUACUUUUUUUUUAAAAAAAAAUACAGAGUACAAUAAAGAAGUUAUAGCCGUACUCAAAAUUUAAACCAAACACUCCCGCUCUCUCUCUAUCUCUCUCUCCUCAAACUCAAAUCUCUCUUUGUUCACCCAGAUUCACCACUACGCAUUGCUCCUCCCAGGUUAAUGAAAAAUCGUCAACAUUAGUAUAUUACUGAAGCAAUAAUUGGAGCAGUUCAAUUUAAUCAAAGCAAAAUGGAUGGAGUGUACAAGGAAUUGGAAGAAUCAAAAGCAGAAUUAGAGAGGCUGAAGGAAGAAUAUCGAGUCAAAGCUGAACUUGCUGAGAGUCUAAGGAGAGCUCACUCAGACCAACAAGCGAAAAGUCAAGAAGCUAAGUUGCAGAUUGAUAAGCAGGCAAAGGAACUGAAUGAAAAAUCAGAGGAGUUGGCCGAAUUGAGACAGCUUUAUGGAGAGGUCAAAUCCAAAUUGAUUGAAGUGGAAUCAUCACUUAAGCAAAUCAGUUCUGUGAAUGAUAAGAUUCGGAUGGAUUCUGGUGAGAAAGUGCAGAAGUUGGAAGGGGAAAACAGAAAAUUGGUGUCAGCUUUAGAGGAAGCAACAGGAAGAAGUGAUGAAUUGGAGAAGAAGCUUUGUGCUUGCAGUAAAGAGAAUGAAGGUUUGAAAGCCCUUCUAUCAGAAUCACAGCGGAAGCUUUCUCAAGCAGAAGAAAAAGCCAAAGCAGGAAGAGAAUUGAUGCACCGAGAGGAAGUUAUAUCGAAAUUGGAGGAGCAAAGCAUGAGUGUCCAAGAUCAACUGAAAUGGAAGAAAGAGCAGUUCCAACAUCUUGAAGAAGCUCACAAGCGGCUUCAAGACCUGUUCCAGUCCAGCAAGAAGGAAUGGGCAUCUGAAAAAUCGAAUAUGUUGGAUGAGAUGACAGCAUUGCAGUUCAAAUUGGAUUCUCAAAUUAGAAUCACCGAAAGCCUUGAAACCCGUCUAAAGAUGUGCAAUCAAGCUCUGGCACAUGAAGAAAGCCGAAGGAAGGCAUUGGACGUUCAAUUGUCAGAAUCAAAACAGCGCUUUGAAAAUGUUUUAUCAGAGUAUGAGGAUGUAAAAGAAAAGUUUGAAAGCCUCAGCACAAAACGUGAUGAAGAUAUAGCAGUUUUGAGGAACUCUCUUGGGACAAAAGAGAUACUAUUGAAGGAGAUGGAGUACAGGACUACUCACCUUGAGCAAGAGAACAAGGAGCUCCUUGGAUCUUUGAAAGAGCUAAGGGAAGCUCAAAUUAACAAGAGAAAAGUGGACCCAUCUCUCAAUAAGAUUCGCAACAAGCUGAAAGAGUUGGAGCUGGUGCACGGCAAUUGUUCUUUGGCUUUGAAGGAAAAAGAAGCUGAAUGGACAUUCAAAAUGGAGAAGCUGAUCGAAGAUACAAAGUGUUAUGAAUUUGAGUUAAAGAGGCAAGGUGAACAGCUAAAGCAACUGAAGAUGCAAUUAGAUGAUUGUCACUCUGCAAUGAAGGUUUCAGGUGAAGAAACAUCCAUUCUGCUCUUGAUGAUGAAGUCAGAACUUUCUGAUGCUUACUCAAAGCUCUUCAAGUCAGAGGAUCAGAUUAAAGCAUUCAACAAAGAAAAAGGAGAAAAGAUUGCGGUUUCUGCUCAGCGUUUAGAGAUGGGAGAUUGCUCUCCUGUGGAAGACCAAGCUCAUGGGGCACAGGCGCAUCAGGAGAUUGCAAUGAUGGCUGAAAAGCUGGAAUCAAUAAAGCUAUUGGAAGAGCGUAGUAACUUUUUGGAAUGCACUCUUGCAGAGCACAAAAAGAUGCUUGAAGAGUCAUCAAACUGCCAACUGCACUUGAAAGAACAAGUUAGUCAGAUGGAGGUUUCUCUCAAAAAUCUUUCCACUGCUCUAGAAAAGUCGAAUUCUGAAUUGGCUGCAAAGAUAAGUGAGGCUACACAAACAGAGAUGGAACUGCAAUUAUGGAAAUCUAAAGCAGAAAGCUUUAGAACUUGCCUUGAACAAAGCCAGGAGGCCUUUAAGCAAAUGGAGAAGUCCCUUCUUGAAAAAGUUGAGACAGAACAAUGUCUUAAAAAAGAGAACAGUGCUUUGCAAAGCAAAUUGAAAGAAGAAGAGCAGAAAAUUAUGGAUCUCCAGCAAAAUAUUGAUUCUCUUGAUCAAAAGUUGAUGCAAAAAGAAGCAGCUACAGAGGCAAUGAAAUUGGAGGUGGUAGAAGCUUACAAGAAAGGCGAGCACUAUGUCAAAAUCCUAAAAGAAAGAGAUGCCAUAGUUGAAAACCUUCAAAAAGAGAUAGAAGCAGUGGAAGAACAAUCCAUGAGAAGGGAAUCAGAAGCAGCUAAAUCUGCCAAGCUAGAAGCAGAGUACAAGUACAAACUUGAAAAGGAAGAGCUGAGUAAGACCAUCACAGCAGAAAGGGAUGCUGCAGUUAGAUACCUUCAAAAAGAGAUUGAAGCAUUGGAGGAACAAUCCGUGAAAAGGGAAUCAAUAGCAGCUGAAUCUGCCAGGCUACAAGCAAAAAACGAGUAUGAACUUGAAAAGAAAGAAUUGUGUAGGACCAUCACAGAAGAAAAGGAUGAGCAGUUAAGGUGUAUCCAGAGUUUUGCUUCAUCUUUACAACAGGAUUUCAUGGAAUUGGUUCUCUAUACCUUCUCACAAGGUAUAGAAAACGUGGUUAAGAUUGUUGCACUUCAAGAUGCUUUACAGAAGUCUGAAUCCCACGUGAAGACUGAAGUGAAAAUGAAGAAUGAUGCAAUUGAAGGACUGAAAAACGAGGUCAGUACUCUGCAUGGAAGGAUUUUGCUUCAAGAGGAUUCUUUACUUCACUCAAAACAAUCAGCUAAAGAGCUUGAAGCUCAGUUAGAGUUUAAGAAGCUGGACACCGAGAAAUUGUCAAACAAGUUAAAGGAGGAACAUGAUAAGUGGAAAGAACUCAUGGAAGAACUCAAACAAGAGAAAGAGGUUGCUACAACUAGCAUCAAAAGGCUGUCUUCUGAACGGGAUAACCUGCUCAUGUACUCUGAAGAAAUCUGUGAGCAAGUUGGCCAUUUUUGUUCAGAAGAUGUAAAGCUUGAGGGAAUGUUGAGAAAAUUGUUGCAGACUUCUGAUUUGGAUGAUAUUUUGACAUCAGUUGAUGACCUUGAUGUAAUAUCAAAUAGAAUUUCUGACUCUGUGCUUAUAGAAAUGAAGAAGGAAGUCGAAGCAACCCGUGAUAGAUCACCACUACGUGAGAUUAACCAUUAGUAGCUUACUAGCUUCUGAUACGAAAUUUUUAAGUCAUUCUUUCAAUGCCUUA
Chenopodium quinoa (quinoa) is the source of this 3894-nucleotide messenger RNA. RefSeq lists its product as uncharacterized. NCBI's taxonomy places the organism in Eukaryota, Viridiplantae, Streptophyta, Magnoliopsida, Caryophyllales, Amaranthaceae. The record is from RefSeq and is a predicted model, not a curated record. The coding region runs from base 852 to 3842 and encodes 996 amino acids. The transcript is spliced from 2 exons.